Messenger RNA from Blepharisma stoltei, 258 nucleotides. The record is from the annotation of a GenBank genome assembly. NCBI's taxonomy places the organism in Eukaryota, Ciliophora, Heterotrichea, Heterotrichida, Blepharismidae.
AUGGGGUUGUUCGCAUAUGCAAAACAUUUCUCAAGGGCUUUAACUAAAAUGAGAGCACCUGCGCCAAACAUGCAAUUCUCAAACCUCAGCUAUAGACUGCAAAGCACAGUCAAUCCAUCCACAUUUCUAAUAAAAAGCCCAGAAUUUCAAACUAUGGUUGCUACAUUAGGAAAACUUGAUGCUAUUUCUAUAAGUGACGAUGACGAAGAAGUCGGCAAGAGGCGAGUGAAUGAGAUAGAAGAGAGAAUAAUCUCAUAA